CGGAAAUGGGCGCCAAAGUUAUUCUGGCGUGUCGGUCAAAAGAUCGAGCGGAAGAAGCCAUCCGAGCAAUUUUGUGGGAAUCAGGUUCUAAAAUUAAACCCAGUCAAUUAGAAUUCUGGCCGUUGGAUGUGAGCAGUUUACAGUCCGUUGGAGACUUUGCAGCCGCAUUUCAAGAGAAAGCGGGCCACAAGGGAUUGGACAUACUCAUAAACAACGCGGGCGUGAUGCUGAAUGAGAGGAGGCUCACUUCCG
Messenger RNA from Nannochloropsis gaditana CCMP526, 252 nucleotides. Its product is annotated as short chain dehydrogenase reductase family protein. The annotation marks the transcript as partial. The record is from RefSeq and is a predicted model, not a curated record. The transcript has a single exon.